AGCUUAAACACACAAUUGUUCAUCCAGUCCUUACAAAUCUCGGACACUUUCGAGCAGAGUGGAUCUCUCGGGGCUUUGAUGUCACCGACUCGCAGACUUACGUCGCUCCACUCCGAGUACUCCGGAGUACAAAUGUCUAGACCUCCCAUCCUCCUCUCUCCCUAGCAUACCGUAUACGCAUCUCACGUCCAACCUCACCAUCAGAAAACCGCCAAAAUGCCCACCGAAGCCCGCCAAUGGAUCCUCAACUCCAAGCCCACCGCGGCUCCCGUCCUGGACGGCCCCAACCCAACCUUCAAACUCACAACGGCCCCCCUCUCCAAACCUAGCUCCACGCAAGCCCUCGUGAAAACCAUCAUGCUCUCCAACGACCCCGCACAACGAACCUGGAUCUCCGCGGGAGCCGACCCGGAGCGCAUGUACUACCCACCCGUCCCCGAGGGCCAGCCCAUGGCCUCCAACGGUCUCGCAGAGGUGAUCGAGUCUGGGAACGAGGCUGAGCUGCCCGUUGGUAGCAUCGUCAUGGCCAGCACGAAUUGGACGGAUUACUCGGUUCAGGAGAUUAAGAAGUGCCAGGUGAUUAAGAGUAUUGAGGGGCUGGAUCUGGGGCACUUCCUUGGUGCGUUGGGGUUGACCGGGGUGACGGCGUACUAUGGAAUUAAGGAGGUUGCGGGGGCCACCAAGGAUGAUACGGUUGUUGUUUCUGGGGCUGCGGGUGCCACCGGCAGUAUGGUUGUGCAGAUUGCGAAGAAGAUUAUUGGGUGCAAGCGGGUCAUUGGUAUCGCAGGAAGCGACGACAAGUGCCGCUGGGUUGAGAAGCUCGGCGCGGACGCCUGUAUCAACUACAAGAAGGAUUCCUUCAAGCAGGAUCUCAUCCGCGAGACUGAUGGUUUCGUCGAGGUCUACUUUGACAAUGUCGGCGGCGAAAUCCUUGACCUAAUGCUCACCCGCAUGAAGCGCCACGGACGCAUUGCGGUUUGCGGCUCAAUCGCCGAUUAUAACAAGGGUGAAUCCGCGGGCCUCAAGAACGCCUUUAAAAUCAUCACCAACCGCCUGCACAUCCACGGCUUCGUCGUGCUGGACUACCUGCACAAGUUCUCCGAUGUUGUCAGCGAGAUCGUUGGCGCGUGGAAGGAGGGCAAGAUCAUCAUCGACGACUCGAUGCAGACCGUUGUUGAUACCAAGUUUGAGGAUGUGCCCAAGACGUGGAUGAAGUUGUUUGAGGGCGCCAACACGGGGAAGCUUAUUACCAAGAUCGUCCAGUAGACCUAUUAAUACGGAGGUAGCUGGUGGUUGAUGUACUGUAUGUAUUGUAAUAAAUCUAUUCAUGAACGUACUCGAGUUGAGUGAGGAUUUGCUGCUUUAAGUAGAGGUUGAGAACAGAAUAAGGAGA
This is a messenger RNA of Aspergillus calidoustus, 1393 nucleotides long. The record is from the annotation of a GenBank genome assembly. NCBI's taxonomy places the organism in Eukaryota, Fungi, Ascomycota, Eurotiomycetes, Eurotiales, Aspergillaceae.